Molecule: messenger RNA, 780 nt
Organism: Salvia splendens (bonfire salvia)
Lineage: Eukaryota; Viridiplantae; Streptophyta; Magnoliopsida; Lamiales; Lamiaceae
Exons: 1
Coding region: 1-780 (259 amino acids)
Molecular function (GO): enzyme inhibitor activity
Source: RefSeq, a predicted model, not a curated record
AUGGCCCUAAACAACAAUCUAAACUUGUUAUUCAUCCUCCUCUUCUUCUCCUCCCUCCUCCUCCCCAACCAUCUAGCACAAUCCCCGCGGCCGGCCCCCGGCUCGUCCCAAGGGCCAGCGCCAGGGCCAUCGUUAUAUGACGACGAGCCGGCACCAUGGCCAUCGUUAUUUGACGACGAGCCGGCGCCAGGGCCAUCGCUAUUCGACGACAUAGACUACCAAAUCGACACUCAAAAUCCCUCCAUCUCGCUACCCCCGACGUCCUCAGAAGCCCCGUCCAUCGCUCCAAGCAACGAGUACGAUCUGUCGCCAUCCAACGCCCCGUCAGACGACGAUCCCGCCGAUCCAGCAUUGGAGAAAAUCUGCGAGUCGACCGACCACCCCGCCCUUUGCCUGUCCACGGUGGCGCCGUACCUAGACGGGGAAACGGACAUCCAGUCCGUCCUCGACGUGGCCAUUCAGGCCGGGGCCGUGUUCUCCAGAUACGGCCAGGAAACUGCGCAGAAGCUCGCUAUGAACCCGGGGAACCCUCCCCAGCACUCGUCCGUGCUCAGCGACUGCAGGGACGGGUUUGAGACCGCGGCCGAGAACUACGGGAAGGCCGCGGACGCGCUCGCAGCUCAAGACAAGAGCACGGUGAACAGCAUGCUGAGUGCCGUGAUAACAUACAUCGGAGACUGCCAGGAUACGAUCUCCACGGAUUCACCAUUGCACAGCCUUACGGAUAAGCUCAUCAACAUGACUAGCAAUUGCCUAGCAAUUAGCUCCAUCAUCAACUGA